This is a messenger RNA of Macrobrachium nipponense, 1618 nucleotides long. RefSeq lists its product as uncharacterized. The transcript is spliced from 6 exons. The coding region runs from base 52 to 1023 and encodes 323 amino acids. Lineage: Eukaryota; Metazoa; Arthropoda; Malacostraca; Decapoda; Palaemonidae. The record is from RefSeq and is a predicted model, not a curated record.
GGAAUCAUCUUUGUAGAAUGCUACAAAACUUAAAAGAUCCUUUCAUAAAAAAUGCACUGGACUAGAAUGUCGAGAGGCGUCGUGCUCUGCGUUGUAUUGCUAAGUGGCGCGUGUCUGUGUGUGUUAAAUAAGCAUUUACUUUCACUGGAUGCUGUAAAGGAAGCGAACCUACAAGAAUACGUCGACACAAGCACAGGCAGCCAUGGAAAACAGAAACACCCCAGCGGUCGAGUGUUCGAGAGAAGGCGUCUCCAGGACGAGGCAGAAUACUUCCAUCUUCUGAAAAAGCCGAGCGGAUUUCGCUGUAGAAAGCUUCUGAGCUUAGGAGGAGCGUCUUGCCGUAAAGCCGUCGAUGGAGAUAAACACUUAUGCAUGGACCCUUACAUUCAGCCUCCGGUUAAUGGGUGCCUCGUCUACUCUUUCGGAAUUAGCAGUGACGUUUCUUUCGAGGUUACCCUGAACCAAGUCUUCACAUGUGAAACGUAUAUGUUUGACCCGACCAGACUGGCCGCCUGGCUAUUGAUGGAAGAUCUCCCAGACAACAUUCACUUUGAUUAUCGAGGAGUGGACGUCGCCAAUAAGGUGUUGGUAGGACUACUGCAGAAGAACCUGACCGAAGUCUACUCGACAUUCGAUGAUAUUUUGAGAAUGAAUGGCCAUCUGGGGCGAACGAUUCACUACCUCAAAAUGGAUAUCGAAGGAUCCGAAUGGGAGGUUUUGGAGUACAUGAUGGAUAAAGGCCUCUUGAACAACGUCUUGCAGCUUGCUGUUGAAAUCCACUCUGAUUAUGUCAAGACGAAACCUACUUCGCUUUGGCUGGCAGAAUUCCAGUCACAGGCCACCAAAACCGACAGCGACAACCCUCCAUCAUACGAAGACAUUAUCGCAGAAGACAGGAACCGCCACGGACCCUUACCGGAUAGAUCAAAUGGACUUUCACACUACAUAGAUUUAGAUUUGGGACUACCAACAUACGCAGACGCUGCGAUGUUUGCUAUGGCUUCAAAAGCAACCACCAGAUGAUCGCCUUUAUCCAGUGUAAGAAGGAUAUAUUUCUCACGAGUAACAAAACAAAAUAACAAGUGGACGAUCUCUGGAAUUCCAGAGAAAAUCUUUGUAUUGGGAUACAAUGAAAUUUUCCUACCUAUUAAACGGAGCUGUUUGUUAUGGUACCCCUGAUGAAUAAAUAGAAUUGCGUUCAUUAAGUUGCCAUUACUAAAGAUUCCAUUGGUUUUGAUGAGCUAGGUUUCAGCUCUAUCUCUUAUAAGCUGCUGGUUUUAAGGUAACUUACCUUUAUUCAGUUUCCUCCAAUCACUGAAAACCUCUUAUCAAAUCCACCCUGAUUUCAGAACUAGGAGAAAAAAUUCAAUGUCAUUCGUGGGAUUGAACCUAGAUAUGAAUGGUUUUCCAUGUUCGCUGAAAUUCUGGAUACCGGUUCCUCUGCAGAAUAAUAGCUACUGCUUUCUUUUAUAUAAAUAAAUGUGACUUGAAAAAGUCAUUUAAUCUCAGCUACAAAGGGCAUUCCAGGCUUUGCGAUGAAAAAUAACAGUUGGUCAAAGCUGAAUUACAUUGAAGCUAAUAUUGUUAAAUAUGUAUUAUAUUAAAGAAGUAAGAUUUA